UCACGGAAAACUGGCAUAGUGGACACCCUCCUUAAUAUAUAUAAAUUUUCGGUUAAUUUGAGGACAAAAUUUUCAUUAAAUAAUUUUUUUUAAAAACUAUUUUAACCCAAAUAUAUUCAAUUAAAACCCAAUCAUGCUCAAAUGAUGCCCAAAUGCUGUGAUUUUUGUCAGAACUUUAUCUCAAAGUUUAAGGUGCCCAUCGGGCAUCGAGUCAGCAGAGUUAAGUCAAACCAGGCCAUAUGCAACAAUUAAUUAAUAAGAAAAGUAAAACUUUUUCUUUCGUUACAAUUUACUUUUAUUUUCGAAUGAUAGCUCAUUCUCAUAAGUUGUCAGCUGACCAUGACAGGCAUCGAGGUUUUUAUCAUAGCUAAAUUACCGCCAUCUUGGAGAUUUGCAAGCGGAGGUUUUGCAAUACAACCAAAAAUAUAGUCCAAUCCAAUUCAAAGUGUAGUUGUGUAUUUAUGAAUAAAUUCUAUUUGCAGUGCAUGGAUUGAACAAGUAUUUGAAUAUUACUUUCAAUUUACAAAAAUUGACGUGUAAAAGUGUUGUGUUUCAAUAAUAAUAUUUCAAACUCAUUUCACAAAAGCAUAACUGUUUUGGUUGAUUCCUCAAUAUCUCAUAUAAAUGAAUUUUGUGUCAACAAGUCAGCUUGUCAUUACAUAUCAAAAGAUAUUACAAAUAAUAGUGGAUUUAAUAGAGCAGUAAUGAUUUAUAAUAACGUCAUUGACAAAGUUAGUAUCUAGCUUUCAUUUAAGACUAUGACUAUGAUUGGUAUAAUAAUCUUGGCAUAUAUACAGGAUAUCAGAGUUAUUCAUAUAACGUUUCGUACUAAAAAGAUUGGAAUAAAGUACUUGUCUUCUUUCAUUCGAUAAAAAAUGGAAAUAAGAAUAUCGUUUUUAAAAUGGAAUUAAAAGUGAAUGCUGCUUGCAAAGAAUUCACUUUAGUUUUUUUGAGUGCUAUUGAGAGAUUUUCGACUAACUGUUUGAGUGCUAUAAAUAAUUUAUCAUCCAAGUAAGCAAAAAAGAAAAAACGGAGCAUACCUAACCUCUGUGACAUUUGUGAUUGCGGAAAUGUGAGUAAACUUUACCGACUGAGAAAUUUUAACAUGUAAACAAUUUAACGAUAACUUUCAAAGAUUCGCUGGAAGUAAUUUGAAUUAUAUGGAAAUAAUGUGCACAAAAAAUGUCUGAAAGCUCCGAAAAUAAAAAUUCUGAUUCAAUGGAUAUUGUUCCAGAAUCGGAUAUUACAAAAACCACUGUCGCAAAAAAAAUUAAUGACAUUUCAAAGACAAAUUUGGUAAACUUGGUCAUUCCUCAUAAACAUUCGAAGAUUACUGUCGAGACUAAGAACAUACCUAAGAUUUCAGAGAAUCUUGACAAAGAAUCUAGCGAUGGUAAAGAUAUGAACAUCACUUGUGAAAAACAGGCGAUAAAUGUACGUGAAAAUUUGGUAGAAAAAUGUAAAAAAGUUUGUAAAAAGUCGAUUGAGUCGAUCACAAAUGAAAAAAAAAAGAUUAUCGAACAACAAGUUGGUAUUGUUCAACCUGAAGCAACAACUCAAGAAAUUUUUAAUGAUGAGCAGUUACCAGAUGUCGUAUCAAAAGAUAUGAAAAAUUCACAAGUUGUCGAUUGGAAUUCGCAAUGUUCUCUACUUAAUAACAAUUCUAAUAAAAAGCUGAGUCCAGCAGUUGGAAGAGGAAUAAUUGCUUUACACUCGACUAGAAAAGAUCACAGGAUUAUAAAGAACAUCAUAAAACGGAGUAUAAAAUGUGUGCUGUGGCAACGUGCCGCAACAGUCAUCGUCGCACUCGUGGUCGUCGUAUUCGCUACCAUCGAUUUCCUCAGAUACCGGAAGUGCGUAUGAGAUGGGUACGAGCUUGUGGUCGUCCUCCUCUAGCGAAUGGUGAUAUUCCAUUUAAUAUUCAAACUGCUAGAAUUUGUUCAUUGCAUUUUACAAAUGACUCAUAUGAGAAGGACAUGGAGCAUCUUGUGCUUGGUCUUCCGGUGCGCAGUAGACUGCGCAGGGGGGCAGUACCGACAAUUGGGGUUCCGGUUAAUGUUCAACCGGUCACUAAGAUGCUUGUUGAAGACGCGAAAAGGUCGAUUCUCAAGGUUGCACAUGCUAAAAUUAUAUCGGGUGAAAGAAAGUUGAUGGAUAUAGCAAAUGAAGAAAAACGUUUUUACCAAAAAUGUGAGGAUGAAGAGAUGGAUGAUAUGUAUCAAUACAAAAGUACUUUUAGGCAAAAUGAUGAACCAAAAAUUGGUGGAAUCGAUGUAUUACUUGCACUUGGUUUAAAGCCAGCAUCACGUUUAAACAAAAUGCAAUCGACAGACUGUGCCACAACAAGUUACUCUAACAAUAAUGGAACUAAUUCAACAACAGAGAAAACCGAGGAUCAAACAAAAGACUCUACUGCAAUACCUCAAACCCGGCAAAAUGGUAACACACUUGCAGAAGGAAAUCCAAUGCUAACUGAGUCAACAAACAUAAAAAAAGAAAGCCCUAUUACUGAUGAAGACGAAGAUUCAUCAAACAAAAAACGGUCUGUUAUUGAUAGUCGAAAACGCCAAUCUACUGAAGACACGUCUAAUGGAAAUUUUAAAAGAAUAUGUUUUGAGCAGAGAGAGAGAUAUAUCGAUUCACUCAUUGGCUGUGAACGAGUUACAACAGCCGAAGAAUUAGAGUGUCGAGCUGAAGAAUUGAUUGCUGAAGUAAAGGCCUUAGAUGAGCUUGCUCGAGCCAAAGAAAUGGAAUGGAAUGAGAUUUUAAGUAUGAGAAAAUUAAAAGAAGAAGCUUACCUACGUUUAGAACGACGGCGACAAGUAAUGGGAUAUUUAGAAGGUAAUAAUGGUCAACGUUCUGACAAUUUGCCAGCAGCAUCACUUACUUUAGUCUCGGAAUGGGAAGAAAAUAGAAAUAAUCAAUUAUCAUUUUACCAAGAACGUCAAGGCAUGCAAGUAACAACUAAAAAUUGUCAAGGUGAAAGAAUAACAUCAAAAUCUCGUUUAGAAAUAAAAGAUAAUAGUAGCCAACAAAAAGACAUUGCUAAAAAACAAAAGUCAUUCGAAGUAAAUCAAAAUUCAAAAAAUAUUAUAAGUUCAUUAAGUGAUAAUUGCCGUAUUAUUGAGGAUACUCGUCGAUGUGGUAGAACUCGUCCAGUAAUAGGUCCAGGAACAACAACAACAACAACAACAACAACAACAACAACAACAACAGUAUUGACACCAUCGACCACGAUAAUAGAACCUUUACAGUCAUUAUUGUCGACAUCAUUAACUCCAUCAUCAUCAACAACAAAUUUAGAGAUUAAUGUAGAUGGUAGACAUAUUGGUGAAGGCCGUCAAGGUCCAAUUGUUGAUGUUCGGUCAAUAAUUGCUGAUCAUCGACUGCGUAAUCCUGACAACGUUCCACGUCGAGGACGGAGAAUGCGAAAUUCUGUAAAUAUUGGUUUAAGUGCUGGUGGUGCAAUGGUCGAAACUAGUCAUGGUGAUUCCAGACCCUCAAGUACAGAUUCAUGUAAAUCAAAUUUAACAAACUCUGAAGCAGUAAGUUUCAAAGAUGUUCUUGUGCAGUUUGCUAAGUUGAGCCAGCAACAAGGUGAGCCUGUAAAAACACCACAAAAUUAUCCGGAUGUUACUUUGCAUCCUGUGACACCAUCUCCAAUUUCCGUAAAUCCUGUUGUGAAUUCUGGACAGAGUGGAUCACUUCUUCAUGGGAUUCUUACUAAAAAUCAAAGUCCAGGACCAACAAAUUUUUCUCCAACUCUUGCGAAACUUCUUACAGCACCGGAGAGGGAGCGAGGAAACACUGACGGUGGAAGCAGCAACAGUUGCACUAGUGCUACAUUGUCUGGUGGUCAAUUAGAACAAGUACAAGUAUCACAGAAUUUAUUGCAAGCAUAUCAAAACAGCAAUGCUGUUUCAAUAACUGAUCUUUUAAGUUCCUCGAAAACAAGAACAGAAAUUACUAUCACUCCAGUAAAUUCUACAGCACAACCGUCCGUACAUUCAAACAGUUUACUUCGCGUAGAUGAUGUUGAUGAAGAACAUUUGCUAACAGAUAGUAGGGAUUCUAGGCGAUCAUGUUCUAGCGCUAGAGAUCACAGAGACGACCGAGAUACUCCACCUCGUUGUCAAGGUUGCCAUGACCGUGCAGCACAGUUUGUUUGUGCUGGAUGUGGGAAUCAGUGGUACUGCAGUCGCGAGUGUCAGGUUACUGCCUGGGAUGAACACUCGGAAGUCUGUUCUGGCUAGCAUUAAAGUUGAAUGUUAUCAUAUCUGAUUAAUCUAGUCAAAAAAAAGAAUGGCUACAAAUUUUGGAAAUAUCUCAACUGAAAAAUGCAAAAUAUUUGUCGAUAUUUUAGUGAACAUUUCCAAAAAGCCGAGGGCACAAAUUUUCUUGAAUGUUUGUGUAACGAUUGAUUUAUACUUAUUUCAUAUGAAAACUGAUAUCAUAUACUUAUAAUAAGUAUAAUAUUAUUUAUAAUAAUAUAUUUAUUAUUACAUUGAUACCAUGAAAUUAAA
Messenger RNA from Aphidius gifuensis, 4523 nucleotides. RefSeq names its product serine-rich adhesin for platelets-like. The record is from RefSeq and is a predicted model, not a curated record. The transcript is spliced from 6 exons. The coding region runs from base 1767 to 4253 and encodes 828 amino acids. Lineage: Eukaryota; Metazoa; Arthropoda; Insecta; Hymenoptera; Braconidae.